This is a messenger RNA of Ostrinia furnacalis (Asian corn borer), 2788 nucleotides long. Its product is annotated as zinc finger protein 710. Gene Ontology annotation, biological process: regulation of DNA-templated transcription. Gene Ontology annotation, molecular function: DNA-binding transcription factor activity, RNA polymerase II-specific; RNA polymerase II cis-regulatory region sequence-specific DNA binding. Bases 84 to 1610 code for a protein of 508 amino acids. The record is from RefSeq and is a predicted model, not a curated record. Gene Ontology annotation, cellular component: nucleus. NCBI's taxonomy places the organism in Eukaryota, Metazoa, Arthropoda, Insecta, Lepidoptera, Crambidae. The transcript has 11 exons.
CGACCCUCGCGUAUUUCACCAAGACUCACGCUUAAAAUGCGAUGAAUCUUCGACUCACCGCGAGAAAUCAGAAUUAGAUCAAGAUGAAUUUCGCUCCGUUCACGGGUCACAUUCCGACGGCGGCGGCGAUCCCGAGUAUCCACCAGUUCGCCGCGAAGUUUGGUUAUGAGGGGGGCGGGAACAACACGGGGGUGGUCCAGGAGACCAGGUACCAGGGGGGUGGAGGGGUCCAGUUUGCGGUGGCGCCGGGGGGCACGGUGGUGGACGGGGUCAAGUUCAGGCAGCCCGAGAGCGUGGUCGUGGUGAGCAGCGCGCAGCCCACAGCUGUGCUGACCGCCAUGCCGACUAUACAUACAGUGAACACGGGCGUGAAAUACCAGACGAUCUCGGCGUCGUCGUCGGUCAACCUGGGCAACAUCACGUACGGCGGGCAGACCAGCUACGUGCAAGCCGAAGUACAGCAACUGAAGGCCGAGCAGCGGGAUAAGCGGGAGUACCGCGAGGAUAUCACACACGACAUCAUGGCCACCAUGAUGCAGCAGCAGGGAGACACUUUUGUGACGCAAGCGCCGCUGCAGCAAGGGCAGCAGCUGCUGGUGGUGCUACACGAGCCGAAGGAGGCGGCGGCGCUCGCGCGCGCCAUCAAGCAGGAGACCCGCGCCGACCGCUCCGCCGCCGCCGCUCCCGCUGAGUUUAUUAGCAUUGGCGACGUCUCCGACAGUUCAACAUGGCAGACCCUAGGCGGGGGUGUGGCGGACUACCUUUCCGCCUUACCUCUGCCGCUACACCACUUACUCAAAUACUCCACGCCGGCCAACGAGUGCAAGCGGGAAGAGCAACCCACCAUCGUGACAGUUACUAAUGCCCUGCCUUCCAUAUCAACUAUUGCUACGUACGCCAAGCUGCCGUCGGCGGCCGCCGACAAGCGGCAGGAGCAUCACAACGUGGUCACCGUCACCAACGCGCUGCCUCCCAUAUCCACCAUCGCCACGCAACUGCCCUCGCACUCUGUAAGCAGCGUCGUGGUACAGACAGCUCCAGUAGUCACUCAGGUGCUGGCCGCCCCAACCUCCCCCACACCAGCCAAGAAAAAGAAAAAGAAGAAAUCGGCUAAGGAAAAGCAGCCCAGACCGAAGCCAGGGGAGAUCAGGAUCACUACUGCUUUGGUUUCGCUUGCAGAUGGAAGCACCCUGUACUGCUGUCCCGAGUGCCAGAUGGCGUAUCCCGAGCGAGAAUUGCUCGAGCAGCAUUUACUUGGACACACUAUGGAGAGGAGGUUCAUCUGUGACAUCUGCAACGCGGCGCUGAAGCGCAAGGACCACCUGACGCGGCACAAGCAGUCGCACAACCCGGAGCGGCCGCACGUGUGCUCCGUCUGCCUCAAGGCCUUCAAGCGCAAGGAGCAGCUCACGCUGCACUUCGUCAUCCACUCGGGCGAGAAGAGGCAUGUCUGCAACGAGUGCGGGAAAGGUUUCUAUCGCAAGGAUCAUCUACGCAAGCACACUCGCUCGCACAUCGCGCGGCGCGUGAAGGCAGAGUUGUCUGCAGGCGCUAAUUCAGACACCACGACGACCCUGGAUGCGUCAGACACCGCGUCGGCGCCGUCCUGACCAGACUCGCCCGACUGCGACCGCCCGGACCUGAUGUCGCUCAUACAAGCCGCCAAGGACGGCUUCUGAUCACCAGAGCAUGCCCCAACCGUCUGCAGCUACAAAUGAUGUUACUCACGCAUAAACAGACCCAUGGUUCGUGUAUGAAUAUCUUUAACGCUAUGACACAAUAAUGAAUGAUAGUUUAUAGAAUACGUUUGUUUCAAGUGAGAGAUGAGCCAUUGCUAAACUAUAAUAUUUAUUAAGGUCUUAACAAAAUGUGACAGAACAUUAAUUCAUUAAUGUUAUUGAGUGAUAAAAGCAUUUAAGAAUCAAAAGAUAGGGCUUCUAAAAAUUAAAAAUGAGGUAAUGUCUCUCUUCCACUAUCAGUUUCUUUGUAAAUAAUUAUAUUACUAUCGAAUAAGAAGUAAAACUACAAUCUGUAGAUACUUCGCUCCGUCUUCGACAUUUGUUUUAAUUAAAUUAUUACAUAAAUUAGGAAAUUCUAAAGUGAUACUUUAAAACUAUUUGAUAAAGCAAACAUAUUGUGAUAGCUGUGAUUAUUCUGUUGAUUUUAUAUUUUUUAUUGUUAUCGAAAAUUUUAUGGAAUAAAUAUUUUUUAUAUUUACUUGUUGGCGACCUCUGAGGGCCUGUUUCGGAUCGUUUUUGGAUUAUUUAUAAUUGUUAAAUUGUUUAUGUUUAGAAAGGCGUAUAUUUUCUUCCAAACUUGAGUUCACAGUGACCAUAAAAAUGUGUAAUUAUUAUAUUGAUUAUAGUACUACAGAUAUAACAUUGUAUAGUUACCUAAAUCCUUUAAAAUUGUAAAAUACGUUAUAAAAACUACGAGCAGCUUUAGAUGAAAAUCAUAUUUUUAUAGAACGGUCAGAACUUUUUAGGUAGGCGUUCCAAAGUGAAAACUUGAUAUGGAAAGUACAAAAAAAUAAAUAAAUGUACCUACUUAAGAAUUUAAAGUGUAUGUAGAUCUAAGUCGCAGUUUAACAUAAAAGCAAUAUUUCUUCCAUCUACAAUUCUUAAAAUAAUAUUGAAAGUAAUAGGUAAACACAUAAACAUAAAUUCUCAAAUAUGACUGUGUACAUGAAAUAGAAUCUUGGUCAAGGAUAAUGUUAAUUUAAUAGUAGAUUAAAACUUAGGUAACUAUUUAACUCUUUCAGACAAUGAUUUACUUCGUAAAAUAACAA